Drosophila busckii is the source of this 620-nucleotide messenger RNA. Its product is annotated as protein indeterminate-domain 11. Gene Ontology annotation, molecular function: RNA polymerase II cis-regulatory region sequence-specific DNA binding; DNA-binding transcription factor activity. Gene Ontology annotation, biological process: regulation of transcription by RNA polymerase II. NCBI's taxonomy places the organism in Eukaryota, Metazoa, Arthropoda, Insecta, Diptera, Drosophilidae. The record is from RefSeq and is a predicted model, not a curated record. The transcript has 2 exons. The coding region runs from base 21 to 620 and encodes 199 amino acids.
GGUAGGAGUGAAUAAAUCAGAUGGCCAAUAAUAGCGAAAUAUUUGCAUAUGUACCAGAUAUUUUUGAGCUUUUACCAGAUCGGCAAUAUGAGUGCGAAAUUUGCGAUAAUAAGACCUUCAAAAAUCGCUCUCCCUACAUAUUGCACUUGAAAAACUCACACCACAUCGAAAUUGAAGAAAAUGAAGUCUAUAAAUGUCCAGCGGCUAAUUGUGAUUAUUUCCGUGGCACUUUAAUUCAACUGCGACGUCAUUAUCAAACAAAGCACAUGGAAAAGAAGAUUUGCUGCAACAAAUGCGAUCGGAAGUUUCUAGUGGAGUCGCAAUUCAAAAGGCACAAAUGCUCGACAGUCGAAUAUAGCUGUCAUCUGUGUCACAAAACCUUUAAUAUGCUCAGCCCCCGAAACAAACACAUGAGGAACUGCAAGGGGAUUAUUCCCAAAUCUGGCUCGAAACUAAAGAAGGAUUUAGAAGUUGCUGCUGUGCUUACUGAUGAAGUAUUCAUUGAUGAGAUGAUAAAGCUGAUAAGGCGUAUCCAAAAUAAGACACUGAAGGAUACAAAGCUAGUGAGGGAGCUGGCCAAGUUGACGCCGCACUUACAACGUUUGCAGGGAAAACCUUAA